Penaeus chinensis is the source of this 12183-nucleotide messenger RNA. Its product is annotated as cubilin-like. The record is from RefSeq and is a predicted model, not a curated record. Gene Ontology annotation, molecular function: calcium ion binding. Lineage: Eukaryota; Metazoa; Arthropoda; Malacostraca; Decapoda; Penaeidae.
ACUGCCUGGCACAGGUUUAGUGUCAUAGUUACCCUCAGUGCCGUCGGUGAGGAGUGCCUAGUGUCCAGCCGUGACUCGGGCCUAUAGUGUUGAACAAGCAGAAGUGUCACGGUGCCGCUGUCGGUGCCGGGGACUUUAGGCACAAGUGAGAUUCGUAAACGUUAAUAUGUUUACGGUUAUAAAGAUUCUCUUCGUGUUGGCUUCCCUCGCGCUUUUACCUGGGCCAAGCACAGCUGUUCUCAAUGACAGGCCCAGGAUGCGAUGCGAUGCGGGUCACCUGUUCCUCGAGGGCGGCCCCGGGAAGAACAUCAGCCUCGUCACGAAGGGCAGGGGCGCCGUCGUUAUCAAUGGGCUCGAUAUCGCCGGCUCCAUCUCCUUGAUGUCAGCAGUACGCCCACAACUGGAAAGCCUCAACAACACAGACCUUGGCUACCUCGUCAGGAACCUCUCCCGUGUUGCUCAGACAGUGGCGUCUCAGCAGUGGAUUUCGUCCUCCAUUGAAGGGCUCAAGACAAACGCUUCAAGAAGUCGAGGGAAUCUUGCAACAUUACGCAACGACGUGACCAGCAUCCAGUCGACCUUGCGUGCCCGCCUGGACCCCUUGGUGGCCAACGUGAGCCAGCUGAGUACCCAGGUCGGCCUCAUCACUCCUGAAGGGGGUCAGCGCCUGCAGCAGAUUAACACCGUCAUUCAGAAUCUCCAACAAGCGAGCACGGAGGCAGCGAGCGCCCGCCAGGACCUGACCGAGCGCGUGAUCCCUGGCCUCCGGCAGGAUGUGACGCAGCUCCAGACGGGAAUCGUGGGGCUGCCGCAGCUUCGGGAUCGCAUCGAGGCCCUUGAGGCGCAGUUCAACGGCUCGGAUAUCUCGGGUUCUUCUGAGAUCGUGUCCGCCAGUGACAGUAGCACCAUCAGGAAAAUGAAGAGGAAUUUGAGGCGUCUCAACGCGCGACUGCAAAUGAACGAGUGUGCCAGCGGGCCCUGCCGGAACGGGGGUACGUGCAUCGACGGAUACAUGUCCUAUACAUGUCUGUGUCGGAAUGGCUGGGCGGGAGAAAACUGCGACGAUGACAUCAACGAGUGCUACAUGUUCUUCGGGACGGAUCUGGGGUGCCAGAACGGUGCCACGUGCACCAACACACAAGGUGGUUACACGUGCCAAUGUCCAGCUGGAUGGUACGGCGUACACUGUACCCUUAAGACCGACUCGUGCACGGCGUCCUCCGGUUCCUCCCUCUGCGGGCCUCAUGGGGUCUGCAUCAACACGCCCCGUCGAGGUCACGCCUUCUCCUGCAUGUGUGACGAGGGUUGGACUCCCGGAAACAGCACACCGGCCUGCGUGGAUGUGAACGAGUGCAGUUCCUAUCACACCCGCUGUUCUCCGCUCGUCACUUGCGUCAACUACCCCGGAGGUUUCCAGUGUGGGCCCUGUCCAUCAGGUUACACCGGCGAUGGAUUUCAGUGUCAAGACAUAGACGAAUGCCUUGUCAACAAUGGAGGUUGCUCACCAUACAGCAUAUGCCAUAAUACAGUGGGAGGACGCCGCUGUGGCCCUUGCUCCUCCGGAUUCACAGGCAAUGGAGAAUCUUGUGUUCCUGCUCCUCGACCCUGCCAACAGUCCGCCUGCCACCCUCUCGCCACCUGCGUCGAGAAUCCACAAAUGCCGAACGGGUACCAGUGCAUAUGUCCGCUCGGGUAUCAGGGCAUGGGUAUUGGCAUGUAUGGCUGCGCGCCGGUCUCGGGAGGAGGACAAGGGAUUCAACCUCAGCCUCAGCCUCAGCCUCAGCCUACGAACUUGUGCCAAAAUCAGCCCUGUCUGAACGGCGGAACAUGUGUGCAGUUCCCUGGAUCAUACACCUACACGUGUACCUGUCAGCCGGGCUAUACAGGACAUAGUUGCGAAACGCAGAUCGACGCCUGUGCCAGCAACCCGUGUUUGAAUGGUGGCACCUGCAACCCCGGACUAAAUAGCUACACGUGUACUUGUUCGUCUUCCCACACUGGAGAGCGGUGCCAGACGGAAACCGAGCAAUGCGGCGGUUUCUUCAACACUGCCGAGGGCUCAGUAUCGUACCCUGGCGUAGAAGGCGUCAACUACAACCACAACAUCGACUGUGUCUGGAUCAUCAGUGUCCCGAGAGGCAAGGUCAUCAACGUGACCUUUGACCACUUCCAUUUAGAGGCAAUGGGGUGUCGAUAUGAUUGGCUGCAGAUCCACGACGGCAGAAGGUCGACGGCGCCGCUGAUAGGACGCUACUGCGGACAGACGCUUCCGGGCAACAACGGCACCGUCAUCACCACCCACAACGUAAUGUACCUUUGGUUCCGCUCGGACGAGUCUCACGCCGCCACGGGAUUCAGCUUGACGUGGAACGCUACUGACCCAGUUUGCGGGAGUGACAUCAGGGACUUGGAAUACGGAUCGAUAAAUUCCCCUGGGUAUCCUGGUAAUUAUCCGCAUUUGCGUGAUUGCUACUGGACAAUAAGGGUCACGCCUGGCAAGAGAAUUAGGUUCCACUUCGCAACAUUGCAGAUUGAGAACCACGCCAACUGCAGUUAUGAUUUCCUUGAAGUUCGCGACGGCCUGACGGAGACGGGACACCUCCUGGCGAAGUACUGCUCCUCCCAGGCACCGGCGCCGCUCACGACGUCGGGCUCAGAGGCUUUCCUGCACUUCCACUCCGACAUCUCCAUGACCGACACGGGAUUCCAUAUUGCCUUCAGCUCGGAGCCCGGAAUCCCCGGCUGCGGAGGCCUGUUGACGAACGACAUGGGCGUGUUCUCUGUGCCCACGCUGGAUGACCGCUACCAGAACAACAUCCGGUGCGAGUGGCUCAUCCGCGUGCCCCCAGGCGAGGUCAUCCAGCUCAACUUCACCGAAUUCCACCUGGAAGGACCUCUCUUCGGCAGCCGCUGUCGUUAUGACUACGUGGAGAUCCGCGACGGGGGCAGUGUCGACAGCCCGAUCAUGAGCCGAUGGUGUGGGACGAAUCUCCCGACCGCCACGAUUUCGUCAUCAAAUCAGCUGUUUGUGAUCUUCCACGCGGAUCAUUCCGUCACCGGGCGCGGUUUCUCGGCCAAUUAUCGCGUGUCGUGCGGAGGCGAAUACUCCGGCUCCACGGGACUGCUCCGCUCGCCCUACCAUCCGCAGAGUUAUCCGCACAACAGGGAAUGCGUAUACGUGAUUUCCCAGCCCGUCGGGAAGGCGAUUAAGCUGAACUUCACCGAUUUCGAUAUUGAAGGACCGCUUUUUUGGGGUGGCUGUCGGUGGGAUUACGUGGAGAUUCGCGACGGCAGACGGGAAACCUCCCCGCUCUUCGGCCGUUACUGCGGACCCGAGACCCACCGACCCGACCCAAUCAUCUCGACGCACAACUACAUGUGGAUCAAGUUCGUGACGGAUGCCAGCGUCAGCAACCGGGGCUUCGUCGCGAAUUACACCACCAUUGAUACGUCGUGCGGUGGCAUCAUCAGGGAUCUCUCCGGGCACAUCAACUCCCCCAACAGCCCUGACCUGUUCCCGAGCACGACAGACUGCCGCUGGAUUCUCGACCUGCCUCCUGGCUACGGCAUUCAGAUCACGUGGCAUACCUUCGCGUUGGGUAGCAGUUCGUGUGAGAGCAAUUACGUGGAGAUUUUCGACAAUUCGUCUAUUCCUGGGAUGGGAGGACAGAUGGGAGAACGUUACUGUGGCAGCAACAUGCCUCCGAUUAUGACGUCAACGAGCAACCUGGUCACCAUUCACUUCCACGACGAUUAUACUUUCAACCAAGAUUCGUUCUCGGCCAUCUAUCACGGGAUCGAUUACUCUACAACGUGCGGAGGCCACUUCCACACGCAGGUGGGCACCCUCACCUCUCCCAACUACCCACUCAAUUACCCCAACGCACGCUCGUGUGAGUGGACCAUCACCGUCCCUCGCAACUACCAGAUCCGACUCAUUUUCAACGAAGUGGAUAUUGAACCGUCGUCGAGUUGUUCCUACGAUUAUCUGGAGAUCAGAAAUGGCGGCUACUCAACCUCUCCCUUUUUGAAGAAAAUAUGUAGCAAAAACGCAACGGUUCACGAUAUCGUAUCCCAUUCCUUCCAGCUGUACUUGAAGUUCAAAACCGAUUCCUCCAUGACUUAUAAAGGCUUCAACAUCUCUUGGGAAAUUGCCGAUUCGCAAUGCGGCGGAGAGCUCACGGCCGUAUCCGGAGAGUUCGCGUCGCCCGCCUACCCAGAACCGUACCACAACAGCGCCCUCUGUGUGUGGAAGAUCCGCGUGGCGCAGGGCAGCAGUGUGAGGCUGAGAUUCGUCGACCUCGACCUCGAAAAUGCCCCCAACUGCAUUUACGAUUUUGUGGAGAUCCGAGAUGGGGAUAACGAGCGAGCGCCUUUGCUGGGACGCCACUGUGCGACGGCUGACCGCUUCAUUGGUUACAAUUCGACUUCUAACACGAUGUAUAUUUCCUUCCUGGCUGAUCAUGUUAUCAAUUCAAGAGGAUUUAAAGCGCAUUAUACAGCAGUGUGUAACCGCGUGAUCACGGGUCCACGCGGGGUCAUUACCUCCUUGAACUACCCGAACCCAUACCCACACGACCAGAACUGUACGUGGACGAUCAAAGUCCCUCAAGGAAACUCUAUCAAUGCCUCGUUCAGCGAUUUCGUCUUGGAAGUGUCAAUGAGCUCCGAGACUGAGUUAUGUUAUUAUGACUUCGUGGAGCUACGUGAGGGUCGUGACAGCGAAGUGGCACGCUCAGUCAUCGGGCACUACUGCAGAUUGCACCCACCGCCGCCCAUCGCCACCUCGCCCACCAUGAAUGUCCUCGAGGUGAACUUCGUCAGUGAUUACAUUGUGGCUGAUAAUGGAUUCCGCCUCGAGUGGGUCGUCAAUGGUUGCGGAGGCGAGCUGACGAAGGCGACCGGGUCCUUCAACAGCCCGAACUACCCGAACGCCUACCCGAUCAACACCGACUGCGAGUGGAAUAUCCGGACGGCCCCGGGCACCAGGAUUGAGAUCACCGUGCACGACUUCGAUCUGGAGAGCUUUGGCAACUGCGUUUUCGAUUCGCUGAAGAUCUACGGAGGCCCGGAUGCGUCUUCGCCCGAACUCCAGACGCUGUGUCACCGUCAGACGCACCCCAUCGUCGCCACUACGCAAGGCAACCAGGCUUUCCUCUCCCUGCAUAGCGACCAGUCCGUCAGGGGAAAAGGGUUCAAUGCCACUUACAGGACUCUGCAUGAUGGAUGUGGAGGCACUUACUCGGCUCCUGAAGGCACAAUUCACACCCCAGGAUACCCGAAUCAGGACUUCAUCAACAGCGACUGUCAAUGGACUAUCACUGUCGAUCGUCUGCACAUCGUGGAAUUUAACUUCACUGAUUUCGAUGUCCAGUUCAGUACUAAUUGCAGCGACGAAUACGUAGCGGUAUAUGACGGCACAGACUCCACCGGACCCGAGCUGACGAGGCGCUGUCUGGACACCCCAACAACCCCGAAUUUCGUGAGGUCGACGGGGAAUUCCCUCACCGUCCGCCUCGUCUAUGCUGGCACGUCACGCGGCCGAGGAUUCACCGCCUCCUACAAGAGGGGAUGCGGAGCGACUGUCAACGUGUCUAUGGACGAACGCGGUGACCUCGUGUCCCCCCACUACCCCCACCUCUUCACUUCCGGUCUCAACUGCUCGUGGCAUCUACAGGCUCCUGAUGGCUCCCGAGUCAUGCUUCACAUAGCCCAUCUGGACAUACACACAAGAAUCCCGAACGUCAAUAACUGCAGUAUGGACUAUGUAGCGAUAUUGGACGGCCCUAAUAACCGCGCUCCUGAACAAGGAAGAUACUGUGGGUCCCAUACUCCACGUGCAAUCAUUUCCUCUGGAAGAUAUCUUACUGUUAACUUGGUCACGUUGUAUGGCUUCGGUGUAGGAUUCAGGGCUGUCUAUAGCGUCCUCACUUCAGGCUGUGGAGGAGACCUGAGUUCGGUGUCGGGAGAGCUGGCCACGCCCCAUUAUCCUCAGCCUUACCCGAGUCCCAUUGAGUGCGAGUGGAACGUCAAAGCUGGUCCAGGCAACGAAGUACAACUCAACUUCGUAGAAUUCGACUUGGAGAACAGCCAAGGAUGCAACACAGACUACGUCGAGGUGCACGAGACGGACCCUGCGGGACCUCUGCUUCUCCACAACUGCUCCACCGACCUCCCGGCGUCCAUCAACGCCCACGACUCCCUCUGGAUCAAGUUCCGUUCGGACGAGGAGGGCGUGGGGGCCAAGGGCUUCCUCGCCUCCUACAGCCUAGUGUACGGCGUUACCCAACGAGGCGAGAGCGGCGAGGUCGUGUCCCCUAUGUACCCACACGUGUACAGGGGCGAGGACAUUACCUGGCGGAUCACAGUGCCCUGGAGAAAGGUCGUACGUAUCACCUUCUUAGAUAUGGACAUCGAAGGCAACCCCGUCGACGACACUUGUAUUUCGUCUGUGCAGGUUUACUCAGGCUACUACAGACAUAUCGGCACUUUCUGCGGCUACGAGGCACCCCCAGAUCCCAUCUACAGCUCGUGGAAUGUGGCGACGGUCAAGUUCCACACUGGGCAUCACAACGUGGGUGCCAGGUUCCGGUUCCGCUAUGACGCCGUUGACCGAGGAGUUUAUCCUCCCUCGUCGAUGGUCAGGCAAGCCGAUAGCAACUGCACCUUCUUCAUGACGCUCAACGAAUCCUCAACGGUAAUCAAAAACCCAGGUAACCCAGGCUAUGCUAACAACCUCAACUGCCAGUGGGUGUUGGAAGCUCCCGCACAUUUCCGCUUGCAAAUCUACGUGUCUUAUGAACUGGAGGAAUCGCAAACAUGCCUAUACGAUCGCGUUAAUAUUUAUGAUGGCGUGGAAGGCCGUCAGACGUGGAACCUAACCCGUACGCUCUGCCGUCGGUCGCAGUGGUCCGAGAAAUUCUUCAAGUCCAGCGGUCGCUUCUUGAAACUCACCUUCGUCACCGACCAUUCCAUAAGUGGGAGAGGGUUCGAGGCCCACAUCAGUCCAAUAUGCGGAGGCUACCUGUACGGCCCUGAAGGUGUUAUCUCCACACCCAAUUACCCGGAGAACUAUGACCCCGGACUCCGCUGUAAGUGGCAGAUAAGAGUUGGCUUUGGAAGGACCAUCAGGCUUGAGUUCGAUUCUUUCAAGGUGACGAACACAACGCCAAUUUGUGGGGGAGAUUAUCUUUUGAUCCGAAACGGCGACAGCCCUUCCUCGCCCUUCCUCGGAGCCGGGAAAUUCUGCGGUACAGCUACUCCUCAAGUCACAGACUCAUCCUCGAACGUCCUCUCUCUAGAAUUUGUUUCGGACAACAGCGACGGUAACAAGGGCUUCAAACUACGAUACUACGAAACAGCUGACGCGUGCGGGGGCAACCACAGGCUAACAGCUGACUUGACUCGCCUCACGGUUACGUCACCGAAUUAUCCCAACUCACCUGACCCUCACACUGAAUGCGCCUGGGUGAUUCUUGCUCCAGCUGGCAAGGCGAUCUCGCUCCACUUCGAGGGUCAUUUCGAUAUCACCACGCUGGAUGGCAGCUGCGACCAGGCUUACGUGGAAGUUCGUGAUGGGGGUACCAUAUUAUCACCUCUACUGAACACCGCCUGUGGAUCUGAGCUUCCAAGUACUCAGCACAGCACAGGGAAUAUUCUUUACGUGCGUUACUUUAAUAAUAUGACUCACCAUCACUCCGGCUUCAAGGCUAUUGCUGAAAUAGACACAUGCGGUGACACAUGCGGUGGCACCUACAACGUACUCGAGGGCGGCGUGAUCACCUCGCCCAACUACCCCGAGGCUUUCCCAGACAAUUCAACUUGCACUUGGCGUAUCGUGGGGCCUGUGGGGCACUUCCUCAGCCUGCGGUUCCUCGAUCUGCAACUUGAAGGCCCAGAGGAAAAUCCCAACUGUACCAGUGCUAUGGGACGGGUGGUCAUCCGCGACAAUUCGACAGAUGGUGAAGUACUUGCCCAGGCAUGCGGGACGAACCUGCCCUCCCCCGUGGAUACAGCAGCCAACGUGGCUUAUGUUGUGUUCAGAGGUUUUGAUAACACAGAUCAAAGAGGUUUUAAACUCGUCUACAACGUCAGCUUAGAAGAAUGUGGUGGAGAGAUGUCAGGACCCGAAGGCGAGAUCAGGUCCCCAGGUUACCCGCAUGGAUACUCCAGAAAUAGGUUCUGUGUUUGGCAUAUUACCGUUCCCGAGGGGCGCAGAGUGAUGGUCGAGGUAGUGGACAUAGACCUCGCCACCGAUUUCUAUGAAGCAUAUUCUUUCUAUCACUGCCGGGAUUACAUAAGUAUGCAGAACGGACCGGAUAGGUUUUCUCCGUCGUUUUAUCCCUUUAAUCUUCUCUGCGACACCAGGAAUCUGGACACUCCUUUCUUCAACACGAGUAUGAACGUCGCCACAGUGACGUUCGUGUCAAGAAAAGGUUUCUCAUCCGGCCGGGGAUUCCGCCUUCGCUGGACUUCUGAUGAACCUCAAGAGUGCGGUGGGCAGCUUCAAUAUCCCUCUGGCGAACUGUCGACCCCCAGACAAGAGGAGGGACGGUAUUCCCACGGUCUGUACUGCGUGUGGACGUUAGAUAAUUUUAACUCUCUGAACUCCUCCUUCAGCGUCUCCGUGACCAAUCUUGACCUCGAGGCUCGCUGCUUCGACUACAUCAUGAUCGAAGGAGUCACCACCGAUGGAGAGAUCGUCGAGGUUCAAAAGGUCUGCAAUAAUCAUAACAUGGAAACGAUCAUUGUCCCUUACCCUACACUGAGGAUCAAAUUUAUCACCGACUUCUCCGUCAGCGCCAUAGGAUUCAACCUGACGUACGGCCUGAGUUCCUGUGGAGGUCAGGUACACGGUCCCCAGAGCGUCAUCCACACACCCGACUAUCCCUCGAACUAUCCACCCAAUACCCACUGCGGAUGGCUGUUCAACUACAACGAAGGGGAACAGAUUGAUUUCGAGUUCACGGACUUCCGCCUGGAGAACUCCAUCCACCACGACUUCGUCAAGAUCUUCAACGGUCCUCGCAAGACGUCCCCGCUCAUGCACCAGUACACGGGCACCACCAACCCUGGCAGCGUCGGGCGUUCCAUGACCAACCACCUCCUCGUCGAGUUCCACAGCGACGCCACCAACAGCGACAGGGGCUUCAGGGCGGUCGCCAGCAGGCAUAUCCGAGGAUGCGGCGGCCUGUUCCACGGAAUGUCAGGAAACUUGAGUAGCCACGAGUUCCCUCAGGAUUACCAGGUUAACUCCGAGUGCGAAUGGGUCCUCGAUUUCACGCCGGGUUUCCACGCCGUUCUCACCUUCGUCGAGCGAUUCGACAUUGAGACGAGUGCCGACUGCCAGAAUGACUAUUUACAGCUCUCCCAAACCUCCGACAUAGGGCAGCGCGAACUGAGCACUUGGACACAGGUGCUAAAAGCCUGCGGGAAACAGAUGCCAACGCCUCUCACGCUCGUGGGCACGCGGGCCAGGAUCUUCUUCCACGCUAAUGAGGCCGUGCAAGGAGCUGGAUUCAAGCUUAUGUGGCAGAUGGAAUGUGGCAACAACUUCACGGCGACGACCGGAGUCAUAGUCUCGCCAGGCCACCCCGGCAACUAUGACAACAAUCUAAACUGUGUCUAUCGCAUCCUCGCGCCUUCGGGGCAUUUUGUUAGAAUUAACUUCCAGAGUUUCCAGUUGGAAGGUUCCUACAACUGUCGAUUUGACUCGAUAACGAUCUCGGACGAGACGAUGCAGUGGCGAAGGCGGCGAAGGACCCUGGGCCCCUACUGCGGCAACGACAGCCCAGGGAGCCUCACCACGAAGGGCCAGACGACCAUCACCUUCUCGUCCGAUUUCUCAGUGACCUACCCUGGCUUCAUGCUUAACUACACCAUCGAAGCAUGUGGAGGCAACAUCACAGCUCCGUCGGUUAUCGAGCUUCCCACAAGGCCGGCCACUUACCUUAAUAACAUGCACUGCACGUGGGACAUUUCAGCUCCUGAAGGGAAGGUCCCACAUAUUAAAUUCCAGAUUUUGAACCUCGAAUCUGGCUACAACUGCCCCUACGACCACGUCAGCAUCUACAAUGGGCACACCUCCGAGGACUCGAAGAUGAUAUCGCGUUUAUGCGGGAAUCACAUGUCUGCGCUCCCGAGCCUGGCCGCCAACGAGCGCCUCGCGAGGGUCGAGUUCCUCUCGGACAGUUCCUACGCGAGGGAAGGCUUCAGGGCGAACAUCGAGUUCACUUACGCGUGCGGAGGGAACGUGAACAUCUCGACUGCGGGCGCCACACAAACCAUCCGCUCCCUGGACGCUGAUAGUGACGGGAACUACGAGCCCUUCCUAGACUGUCGCUGGAGUGUCGUUGGUCUGGCGGAUAACGUUGUCAACCUCACCUUCACUAGACUUGACAUCGAGCCACCGGGAGAGAAUGACACCAGUCCGUGUCCUUACGAUUAUCUACAGAUCUUCGACGGUCCCUCGGAUAAGUCUCCCUUGAUCAGCACCCUCUGCAACAGCACGUCCCUCCCGCCGUCCGUAGCUUCCUCCUCGAACGUCAUGUACAUUCGGUUCCUCUCCGAUAGCGCUAACGAGAGAGCUGGUUUCACUGCGACUGUGUCCAAUAUCCCUCAUCCCUGCGGCACAUCCGCCCUGACAGCCACCAACCACACGCAGACGAUCGAAUCGCCCGGCUAUCCGAACCAGUACCAGACCAGUAUCCUGUGCCGCUGGACCAUCACGACGCCGGAAGACACGCAGGAUAUUCAUAUUGAAUUCACGGACAUGAAUCUCGAGUCUUCUCCAAAAUGCACGAAAGACUUUGUUGAAGUUGGGUAUUUAGCCAACACCGGAGAUUCCCGCAUUACAACCGGUUACACGAGGUGGACCAUAGACAUAGCAGGGCGCACGGCGUAUUUCAGUCGGCCGUACGGACCAGACCACAUAUACUGCGGAUCAGCGCUCCCCCACUCCUUCGAUUCCUACGCUAACUCCGCCCAGAUACGAUUCCGGAGUGAUGAGACGGUGACAGCGCCGGGAUUCAGAAUGCAGUACUCCAUCGCAACUUGCAACAGGACUUACAGCGCAUCCAGUGGCUACGUAAAAAUACACCGUGGAGAGACUUGCUUCACCACCUUCCAGGCUCCUGUUGGUUCCUAUGUCAAUCUCUAUUUCACCUCGGCCUACGUGGCGGCGAGCGAGAACUGUGCAAAUGGAGCGCUUAAGAUAUACGACGGCGCCUCUAGUUCCGACAGCCUCCUCCUCUCCUACUGUGGAUAUCGACUAGCAAGUCCAGUGUUCUCGACGGGAAAUAGCCUUUAUAUGGAAGUCACAGCACAGUCUUACCUGGAAUUCACUUACGUGACGACGAAUCAGUCCAAUGGAUGCGGAGGGUCAAUGUUCGUGUCGCACUCGACCAAGUUAACGAGUCCUAAUUAUCCCUCUCCGUCUGCGGAAAAUCUGGAUUGCAUGUUUACUCUUAUGGUGCAACAGAGUCUGCACGUGUACAUACGUGUUUUUGUCAACUUCGGCGGCCCCGGUCAGUGUAACAGCACAUACCUUGAACUGUAUGAUGUAAAUGCUGACGGUAGUCCUGUGCUCUUCAAUACUUUAUGUGGAGAUGAAUCGAGCGUCGCCAUGCACUUGGCACCGAGCAACAAAAUGGCACUGAGGUACAAGACAGGCCCCGGGAACCAGACGGGUAUCGGAUGGGAGGUUAUGAUUCGAGGAAUCGAACCGCACGAAACCACAGUGUUUGAUGAUGUCGAGGGUGAAGAGCCUGUAACAGUGAGUUCGUGAAUCCAAGAUAUGACUUCAGAUGCAUAGAAAACGUUCCUUGCUUUAUUAGGAUACAAGACCUCAAUGACUUAAGACGUAAAGAAAACGUACCUUCACAAAGAUACAAGACUUCAUUGACUUCAAAUGCAAAGAAAACUUACCCUGCUUCAUAAGGAGACAAGACUUCAUUGACUUCAGAUGCAAAGAAAACGUACCCAGCCUUCUACAAGGACAUAAAACGUCAGUGAUUUGCUUUAUGAAGAUAACACUUCAUAUAGUAACGCUCAUCAUUUAUCGAGUAAUUCCAGUUCCCAGUCAAUAGCAGCUUACUUUUUUUCGGUAUAUAAUUUCCUCACGCUGCCUAUGUUAUAUUUCUUGAAUUGUAUGUAACAUGAAAUAAUAAAAUUACCAUAUGAAUA